AUAAAACACACAACACCGUUGCGUUGCCCCUUUCUGCUUCUGCUCAGAGUGAGUUUGGAUUUCCUUCGAAAAGGACGCGCGCGUUCCGUGUUCCGGUCGUGUCUUGGGUUUGCUGCCAUCGGUUCUCUCUCACCUACUUCCUGCUCUACCGCCGCAGCCAUCAACCUUGGGGCUUUGUCCUGCUUGCCUCUGUGUGUCUGUUUGUGUGCCCUUUCGUGGAAAAUCCUGCGUUUUUUUGUGUAGGCCCCUCUUCUUUUAAGUUAGUGAAAAGUGAAAAUCGAAACCCCCUUUUUGAAGGGAAAGAAAAAUUUCCUGUUAGGAGUGUGAGGGGGGCACGAAAUUCUGAGGAAAAGGCAUUUCCCAACAAAUCCUUUUGGGGGGUCGGUGUGCGCGUGUGUUGUAAUUGGGCAAUCCCCCUUCUCUGUAAGGGCUUGUUUGUCUAAUAAAAGAUCAACGAGAAAAAUAAAAUUCAAGUUUAAGUGUGAUGCAAGGUAGCAAAAUAACAUGCAUUUGUUUACUUGUCUGAGCAGCUGAGAGGAAAACAAGAGAAAAGUAUAAUUACUAAAGUGUAUCAAGAAGAAAAGCAUACCAACAAGAAAAGUGAGAGAAAGAAAAACAAAGUGUUAUCAUCGUGCACAGUGGAAAAUCAAGAAAAAUCUGUCCGCCUGUUUCAACUUGAACGUGAAUCCCGUAAAUAAAGAACAACGGAUUAAUCGCCCAAGAUGGUGCAAAAGUACGAGUCCCCCGUGCGGAUCUACAAAUACCCGUUCGAGCUGGUCAUGGCGGCCUACGAGCGUCGCUUCCCCGUCUGCCCCCAGAUGCCGAUCGUGCUGGACUGCAACAUCACCGAGGACACAGUCUCGGACGACGGUUCCAAACGAGAAACGCACCGGCGCUGCAAGCUGGCCGUCGAAGCGCCUUACCUGUUCAAAAAGAUCAUCGGCGUCGACGUGGUCUUCUUCAUCCAGAAGAACUUCCUGGACCUGAAGGCGCGCACCCUCAACAUCGAGGCCACCAACGAGACCUUUUCGUCGCGGAUCGAAAUCUUCGAAAAGUGUCGCUACUACGCGCACCCGGAAAACCCGGACUGGACCUGCUUCGACCAGGUCGCCACGCUGGACAUUAAGAACUUUUUCGGCUUCGAGCACUCGAUGGAGAAGAUGGGCAUGAAGCAGUACUCGCAGACGACCCAGAAGGGCAAGGAGAUUAUCGAGUUCUUCAUCGUGGAGCUCAAGAAGGAGGGCGUCGAGCACGUGGAUCGCUGGAAAGAAGACGCCACCAUUCAGUCCCCGACAGACGCCACUGCCACCCCCACCGGCAACGGAACCAGUCCAACCGGUGCCGCCAACAACGCAAACAGCACGUCAACCGCCGUCAGUUCACAGCUGGUGGUGGUGUCGAGUUCCAGCGAAAAACCGCCCCUUUCGCGCGAUAACAGCAUUCUGGACGCGGACUACAUUGCGAAAUAUCUGGGCCAGCUGUCUCCGCUGCAGGAAUCCAAGCUGGUGCAGUACCGCAAGCGAAUCGAGGAAGCUACGACGGCAUCCGACGGGGACAGCGCCGUGCCCGACUACCAGACGUUGCUGCGAUUCCUGAGGGCGCGGGACUUUAGUAUCGACAAAGCGACCACCAUGCUGCAGGAAUCGUUACAGUGGCGGGCCGAACAUCGCAUCGAUGACAUCCUGAGCGAGUACAAGACGCCGGUCGUGGUGGAAAAGUACUUCCCCGGUGGAUGGCACCACCACGACAAGGACGGCCGGCCGCUGUACGUCCUCCGAUUGGGCAACAUGGACGUUAAGGGGCUGCUCAAGUCGGUCGGCGAGGAUGAGCUGCUGAAGUUGACACUACACAUUUGCGAGGAAGGACUCAAGCUGAUGAAGGAGGCGACAAAGCUGUUCGAGAAGCCCAUCUGGAACUGGUGCCUGCUGGUGGACCUGGACGGGCUUUCGAUGCGGCACCUGUGGCGGCCGGGCGUCAAAGCGCUGCUCCGCAUCAUCGAAACCGUCGAGAAGAACUACCCGGAGACGAUGGGCCGGGUGCUGAUCGUGCGGGCUCCGCGGGUCUUCCCCGUGCUGUGGACCAUCGUCAGUGCGUUCAUCGAUGAAAAUACCCGGUCCAAGUUUUUGUUCUUCGGAGGUCCGGACUGCUUGCACACCGAAGGUGGCCUCGAGCAGUACCUCCCAAAGGAUAGAAUCCCCAAAUUUCUGGGUGGAGCUUGCAGCCCGACGAUUCCCACGGUGGCGGAACCGGUCCCAUCCAAGCUCUUUACUCGCUGCUUUCUGAGCGCGUGCCACUGUACCCUGAUUCACGAGGGUGGCCUCAUCCCGAAGCACCUGUACAAGUCCGAAUCGAUAGACGUCGAGGGCGGCGGACACGGCGGAAUGGCACAGCCACACGAUCACCACGGCCUGUACAAAUCGGUCGAUCUCAAGCCGGGCCAGAUAUUCGAGCUGCUCAUCCGGAACGCGGACCCACGCUCCGUGCUGACGUGGGACUUUGACGUGCUGCGGAACGAUCUGCUGUUUGCGCUGUACCGGACGGACAAGCAGUUUGAGCAGGUCUCAAACGAUUCUUUCUCAUCCGUGUUUGACGCGCCAGAGUUCAAGGAAGGUGUGAGCUAUACCAAACUGGAAGACAAAGUGAAAUGCAGACCGAAAGAGGGAGUUCAGGGCUCCCACGAGAUGCUCACCGCCGGCACGUACGUCUUGCAGUGGAUGUGUCCCCCGUCGUGCGACGGUCCCACCCAGCUGAUGUAUUUCCACGAGAUCCUCAGCUCGGCCAACUACAAGGGCUCGAUGACCAGCUUGCAGUCGGGCUUCUCCUCCAACAGCUUACAGUCCCGAUGAAGUGGCGGCGAGGAUGUGUCGACGGAGGGAGAUUGAAGCUCAAGUGACGGUGUGUGUUCAGUACGCGGAGAAUGCAUUUGAUGUUUAGGACAAAAUCGUGUGACUAAUUCGAAGGUUGUAACACCGUAACAAUAAGCUAACAAUCGAAUGCGAGAAUCUUUUAACAGUAGGAGGAAAAAAGGGGGAGCGUGGAAGAGGGACACGAUUUAAAUCAAUUACGCGUUAAGGUGACAGUGAGUCUUAGAUGGUGGAAAGGUGUCAAAAGUGAUUAGCAAAUUUAGAAUUAUACAUUGAAAUGUCCGCGUGACUUAGACAUGUAAGACAAUAUCAAGCAAAUUGCAGAAGAAUCGUUAUGUUGUUAAUUGUAACACAUUUGCCAAGCAGUGAACGAAACAGAAUCCCCCUGCAAGAACAAAGAACCCCGCAGCAGCUUACACCAAUCAGCAAAUCAGACAGAAACAAACGCUUUUGUGUCCAAUUUUAUACUAAGGAAACAAACAAACCUAAGGAAAACUAUCGAUAUCAAUGUGUCACUCACAAUUAUGGAAUGAACAAAGCUUAUAACUAGACUAGAAAUCGCUCUUUUUCUAUUCGUGGUCGCAGAUAAAAAGUAGCCAAAAAUUAAAUCAAAUUGUACUAUACUAUUAUACACAGCAGCAAGCAGUCAAGCCGAUCAGAACUCAAUGUUACAAAAAGAGAAUAUACAACAAGAAACACUAAUCAACAACCAACUGUACAUAAAAAUAAAUGAAUGUACAAUUUUAGACUACAACGCAAACAGACAACAAGAACAACAAAAAAGUAAUAUAAAUAAUUAAAAACAAGAAUCUUUACCUCACAUCUGUUAACUUCACCGCCAAGUCACGUUCUACUUUAACCCCCGUCGUUUGUUGUUGCGUUCAAUCUAUCCUUUAUACUUAAAAAAAAAUCUCUACUCAAUGCCCGUACUAUUUAAGUGAAACUAGUUUCACAUACUUUCUUCAUCGGGUACCGUACGGAAAUCGUUUCCAGUGAUAAGAAGACAGACUUUAUUUUAUUUUACCCUUGUUCAAACCGCCCGAAACAUAAAUCGCAAAAUGUCGACUAGUAGAAAAAAAAUUCAGCAGUAUACGUUGUCCCCGUUUGUUCGUUUUAUCUCAGCGGGCGGAAACAUUUGGCCGAUAUGAUGGGAUAUUAGAUAUUUGUGUUAUUAGAAGCUAGUAGAGGUAAGUUUUUUUUUUCAAUUGACUCGAGCAAUGCAAUUAUAACAGUCCACGUCAGUCAAUAUCGAAAACAGAACAGAUUCCAACCAUCAUGAAUAUACGUAUAGAGAAGAAUAAAAACAAAAACUCAUAUAUCGAUACUUCAUAUAUUUUUGGAAAGAAACAGAAACAGCGAAACAAAAAAAUAACGGCGCGCGAAUGCACAUAACCACAUAAUCAAACCAGCUAUUGUCAGUAGAAACUAUAAAAGUACACACAUUAAUUAAAGUACACAAGUUAAAAAAAAAACAAAACACUUUUCAGUAAUCUCGUUAAACAUGUUAAAUUCAAAUAAUUCCCGUUUAUUGAUACACAGAUUAUUAGGAUUAUUAUUAUUAUUGUAUGAGAGCGCUUUUUGUCAGUGAUUGAUUAUAUACCUACUUUGGCGACCUGAUAUGAUUGUGGGAAAAAGAGGAAGAAGCGAGAAUGUAUGAUUGUUUUCAAGAGGUAUUGCAAAUAAAAAGCAUUGAAAUUAAUAA
Culex quinquefasciatus (southern house mosquito) is the source of this 4566-nucleotide messenger RNA. It is a transcript of the gene retm, whose product is annotated as protein real-time. Bases 723 to 2846 code for a protein of 707 amino acids. Gene Ontology annotation, cellular component: cytoplasm. Lineage: Eukaryota; Metazoa; Arthropoda; Insecta; Diptera; Culicidae. The transcript is spliced from 9 exons. The record is from RefSeq and is a predicted model, not a curated record.